UUGUAAUGGCAUCGCCCAUCGCCCGCAAUGCAUUGUGGGUAUCUUACAUUGGCUUGGCGUCAUCAAAAUGGCGACUUCCUUGGGUGCAAAUACGUACAACCGGCAAAACUGGGAAGAUUCGGAGUUCCCUAUUCUGUGCCAGACAUGUCUAGGAGAUAACCCCUACAUACGGAUGACAAAGGAGAAGUAUGGAAAAGAAUGCAAGAUCUGCCAGCGCCCCUUCACAGUGUUCCGGUGGUGUCCGGGAGCGAGGAUGAGGUUUAAGAAGACGGAGGUGUGUCAGACAUGCAGCAAGCUGAAGAACGUCUGCCAGACAUGUCUGCUGGAUCUGGAGUAUGGUUUGCCAGUGGAGGUGCGUGAUCGUGCCCUACAGCUGAAGGAUGAUGUCCCCAAGUCUGACGUCAACAAGGAAUACUAUACACAGAACAUGGAGAGGGAGAUUGCCAACACAGAUGGCUCCAAAGCUGUGGGACAGUUAGGGAAGGCCCAGGCCCCCAGUGACAUGUUACUGAAGCUGGCCCGCACCACGCCCUACUACAAGAGGAACCGCCCUCACAUCUGUUCCUUCUGGGUCAAAGGUGAAUGUAAGAGAGGAGAGGAGUGUCCAUACAGGCACGAGAAGCCAACAGACCCGGAUGACCCCUUGGCAGACCAGAACAUCAAGGACCGCUACUAUGGGGUCAAUGACCCGGUGGCUUACAAACUGCUGAAGAGAUAUGACAACAUGCCAUCUCUGAAGCCACCCGAGGACCGUUCCAUUACAACUCUGUACAUAGGGGGGCUGGGGGAUAAGAUCACUGAACAGGAUCUUAGGGAUCAUUUUUACCAGUUUGGUGAAAUCAGGUCGAUCACUAUGGUUGCUAGGCAACAGUGUGCGUUUAUCCAGUUCACAUCGCGGCCCGCAGCGGAGAUGGCGGCAGAGAGAACCUUCAACAAACUCAUCAUCAACGGGCGCCGGCUCAGCGUCAGGUGGGGUCGCUCUCAGGCCCAGGGGAAGGACAAGAAGCCAGGAGAGCACUCGGAGCUGGACAUGAGUCUGGCACCAGUACCUGGGCUACCUGGGGCUCUGCCACUACCCCCUGGUGAGGUGACCGUGUCGACUCCCAACUACUUCAACCUACCCCCGCAGCCCCAGCCCCCUCCCAGCUCAGGCCAGAUGCUGCCACCCCCUCCACUGGGCAUGCCACCCCCCUUACCACCAGGCAUGGCACCACCAGGAAUGCCUCCGCGCCCGUUGAUGCCAGGUUUCCGAGGACCUCCUCCUGGCCUCCGACCACCCGGCUUCCAGCCGCCUCCCAUGAUGCCGCAAGGCCAGGCUCCGCCCCCCAUGCGAGGCCCCGCCCCUAUCCACUACCCCUCCCAGGACCCCCAGAGGAUGGGCUCUCAAGCACAGCAGCCCCCCGCACCAACCCAACCCCCUCCCAAGAACUAGAUCGCUGUAGGUCACAAUAAUUAAGGUGUUAGCUAUUGACUUUUCAUACUGGUCGGUUGAAUCUGGAAGAAUAAGGCCUAAUGUUUGCAGUGUAUUAUAUGUUACUCUGCACUUGACUGCAAUGGCACAAAAUGUAGGAAGACAUUUACUUAAUUUCUAGUAUUGUGUUUUUUGUAAGUUUCCUUGAUAUUAUGUGCUUCAAACCAAAAGUCUAGCAUAGGCUUGCAUGCACUUUUUGAUAUGGUGUACAGUGUACAUUGUUUUGGGAGAUGUUGAAGAAUCAAAAGCAAGGGCACUAAACUGGUCUUUCCCCAUGUUUAGGUAUAGAACAUCAGACUUCUAGUUUUGUGACUGAACACAUCAAUGCUUGACCUAUGGAUAUGGUGGUUUUAGGCAGUAUGUUGGCUUUGUGUUUUUGACCUUUAGUAUGCUAUGAGCCAUGAUUGUGUUGCUAAGAAAGUAUAGCCGUACGUCUCAUUAUUUCUUAAAACAGAAAGAGAAGGGAUCAAUUUUUAGUUGGAACCGACAGUAUUUCCUAUAUCUGUAUUUGCUGAUGUUAUACUAUUAGUACAUGUGUAAUAAACUUUAGGCCUGUUAUUGCUAUUUACGAACUGUAGAAUAACACUAAGAAAAGGGCAUUUUAACCUGUCUCAGAAAUGCCAAUUUUGUACAAGAUAGACUAUGGUUAAAGCAUUUGUCUUUCUUCACUGUGUACAGUCAACAGAACUAACAUAAACAUCACAGAGCACA
Messenger RNA from Branchiostoma belcheri (Belcher's lancelet), 2182 nucleotides. Its product is annotated as pre-mRNA-splicing factor RBM22-like. Lineage: Eukaryota; Metazoa; Chordata; Leptocardii; Amphioxiformes; Branchiostomatidae. Gene Ontology annotation, cellular component: U2-type catalytic step 1 spliceosome; Prp19 complex; U2-type catalytic step 2 spliceosome. The record is from RefSeq and is a predicted model, not a curated record. Gene Ontology annotation, molecular function: metal ion binding; pre-mRNA binding; U6 snRNA binding.